This is a messenger RNA of Telopea speciosissima, 2681 nucleotides long. Its product is annotated as dynamin-related protein 3A-like. The record is from RefSeq and is a predicted model, not a curated record. Gene Ontology annotation, molecular function: GTPase activity; microtubule binding; GTP binding. Lineage: Eukaryota; Viridiplantae; Streptophyta; Magnoliopsida; Proteales; Proteaceae. Gene Ontology annotation, cellular component: membrane; cytoplasm; microtubule. The transcript is spliced from 20 exons. The coding region runs from base 72 to 2453 and encodes 793 amino acids.
CUUCUAAUUUGUAAGUAACAGUUGAACCCAAUAUAUAAACCCUAACUCUUUGAUUUUCUGGGUUUAAUUUGAUGGAAGACCCAUUUAAUCCGAUGGAAGAAGCUCCUUCUUCUCCAACCAGUUCGGAUAUGGAAUCCAUCGGUUCUUCUGUGAUUCCAAUAAUUAACAGAUUACAAGAUAUCUUUGCACCGUUUGGGGGAUUGUCGAAGAUCAAAUUGCCGCAGGUUGCUGUUGUUGGAAGCCAAAGUAGUGGGAAAUCGAGUGUGCUUGAGGCUCUUGUUGGAAGGGAUUUUCUUCCACGUGGUUCAGACAUCUGCACUCGGAGGCCACUGGUUUUGCAGCUGGAGCAUCGGCCAAUUCGAUCAGAGAAUGAUGAUAAGAGGGAGUGGGGAGAGUUUCUGCAUUUGCCCAGGAAGCGAUUCUAUGAUUUCUCUGCCAUUCGCCGCGAAAUUCAGGCUGAAACUGAAAGGGAAGCAGGAGUGAACAGGGGUGUCUCAGAUAAGCAGAUUCGUCUCAAGAUAUCCUCUCCUAAUGUCCUUAACGUAACACUGGUUGAUUUACCUGGAAUUACUAAGGUCCCAGUUGGUGAUCAGCCUAGUGAUAUUGAAGCAAGGAUUAGGACAAUGAUAAUGUCUUAUAUCAAGCAUGAAACCUGUAUAAUAUUGGCUGUUUCUCCUGCCAAUUCUGAUUUGGCAACCUCAGAUGCGCUACAGAUGGCGAGAACUGCUGAUCCCGCUGGUAUGCGAACAAUAGGUGUUAUCACAAAGCUCGAUAUUAUGGAUAGAGGUACUGAUGCUCGCAAGUUUUUGCUCGGGAAAGUGGUUCCACUUCGCCUUGGUUACAUUGGUGUUGUGAAUCGCAGUCAGGAGGACAUUAACCAAAACCAGAGCAUUGCGGAAGCACUUGCAUAUGAAGAGAACUUCUUUUGGAAUCGUCCUGUAUAUCAUGGUCUUUCUGAUCGCUGUGGCAUUCCUCAGUUGGCAAAAAAGUUGAAUCAGAUUCUAGAGCAGCAUAUUAGAGCAGCCCUUCCUGAAUUAAAGGCUGAGCUGAAAUCACAAAUGGUUUCUGUUGUAAAGGAAUUACGUACUUGUGGAGAAGUCAAUGAAUCAAAAGCAGAGCAAGAAGCGGUUCUGUUGAAUAUUCUGACAAAAUAUUGUGAAGCAUUUUCUUCCUGGGUGGAUGGAAAGAAUCAGGACAUGUCAACUACAGAAUUGUCUGGGGGAGCCAGAAUCCACUACAUAUUUCAGUCUCUUUUUGUAAAGAGCUUGGAGGAAGUGGAUCCUUGUGAUGAUCUGACUGAUGAAGACAUCAGAACAGCUAUCCAAAAUGCCACUGGUCCUAGAAGUGCAUUAUUUGUGCCGGAGGUCCCAUUUGAAGUUUUGAUUAGAAGACAAAUUGCUCGGUUAUUAGAACCCAGCCUUCAAUGCUUACGUUUUGUCUAUGAUGAACUGAUAAAGAUUGGUCGUGGCUGUGAGUCAAUUGAAAUGCAGCGGUUCCCAGUUCUGCGAAAGCGUGUGGACGAAGUAUUGGGAAAGUUUUUGCGUGAUGGUGUAAAACCUGCUGAGAGAAUGAUAGGGAACAUUAUUGAGAUGGAGAUGGACUAUAUGAACACAUCACAUCCAAAUUUUAUUGGUGGAAGCAAAGCUGUGGAGCUUGCAAUACAGCAGCUGAGAUCAUCAAAGGUAUCUGUAACCCCUUCAGUAAAGACAAAGGAUGGUAUGGAUAUGGAAAAGUCAACUGGGUCAGUGAAGGGCCAGAAAUCUCGAGCAAUUUUUGCUAAAUCUGUUACAAAUGGAGUUUCUGCAGAACAGGGAAUUCGACCUCAAUUAAAUAAUGACAAACCAAUAUCAGCUGGCAAUACGAGUGGAAGGGCUUGGGGCAUUUCUUCAAUAAUUGGAGGCACCAUAUCUAGAAUGCCUUCUGGAGAAAGUGUAGCAAGCAAACCUUUUAGUGAAUCCUUUCAUGAUGUUGAACAUGUACCUACUAUGAUCCAAUUGAGAGAGCCACCAGCCAUCUUAAGACCCUUAGAAACUCAGUCAGAAGAAGAAGCAGUUGAAAUAGUGGUUACUAAAUUGCUUUUGAGGUCAUACUAUGACAUCGUCAGGAAGAACAUUGAAGACUAUGUUCCAAAAGCAAUAAUGCAUUUUCUGGUCAACAAUACAAAGAGGGGCCUUCUUUGUACUUUCAUACAAAAACUCUAUAGAGAGAACCUCUUCGAAGAGAUGCUUCGGGAACAUGAAGAAGUUGUAGUUAAAAGAAAACGCACUCGAGAAAUAUUCCAGGUUCUGCAACAAGCUCUUCAGAUGCUGGAAGAAGUUGAAUCUGAUGUGGCAUCUCGAAGUUCAAAUUCGAGCCCAGGCACUGAUAUUGCCACCGGUUUGCCAAAGAUUCCAGGGCUUUCCUCCUCUUUCCACUCUACAUCCAAUGGUGAUGUCAAUUUUUCUUACACGUGAUAUUUCAAGGAUAUCAAAUCUUGCAAGGUCAGUGUUUUUUGGGGGAACAGUCAUUGUUUCAUGACCCGAACAGUGGAUACCACCAUUUGAGUUGUGGGGUUGGAAGUUGGAUAUCCUACAGAUAAACAGAGGAGCAUUUAGGCCAUAAGACUGCCUGAUGCCAGGUUGUAUAUUAGUGCAUUGUUCUAUACAUCUUUCAUCUAUACAGGUUUUUUCUUCUGAUUUUUA